AUGCCUGUCCCACCGGCAUCUUUCACACGAUCGAAGUGGCUCGCCUUCUUCGCAGAGCUCACCGCAAAGAUCACACAUCACAACAUCAUGGUUGUACUCGAAGGAUGUGAAGUGUUGAAACGCAUUCUCAUCUCGCAGGUCUCAAUUGCGGCAUUUCUCGAGGAAGGCGCAUUAUUAACACACUUUCUUGAUACCAUCGCCGGUGAUGCCUUAUCGAAUGAGCGACGUGAGUAUGGUCCAUCCUUAGCAAUGGCAGAGAGACUACUAUUUACGCAGCUAGAGACACUUUCAUUGUUUAUUGAUAUGAUGGUUGCCCUUCACGCAGAUAAAGAUCCAUAUUAUUGUUUAUUGGUUAUUGCACGUGCAGGGGAUAUUGUGUUAACACUUGUGAGACUUUUACAACGACAACAACCACGUUUCUUUGGUCUCACGGCAAUGUUACUAAAAUCUCUAUUAACUCUCCCACUUGGAAAAGAAGUUCGAGAUCUGUAUGUGGAUGAAAAACAACGCUCUGUUGCCCUUAUGUGUCAUUUACAGAAAUUACAAAAAGCGGUAUCUCAACAAGAAGAAAUUCUUCAAGAAACUGUUGAAAUAUUACAGACACUUGGUAUUACAACAGAUGGUCCUAUGCAGUAUUGCAGUCAAUUCUUAUUUAAUAUGGCUCUUCAUCGACUUGUACGACUUCAGAAGGCAAAAAAACGUCAUCAUAAUACCUCAGAAAAUGAUUCUUUACAUAUGAUUGGAUUAAAUAAAAGUGAACCUACCUUUGCUGACAGGAGUACAGAGUAUGCUGUGAAAAGUCAAAAUUCUACCUUUAUGAAUAUUAAUACUACUACUACUACUAUUACUGAGACAGAUGCUCCUACACCGGCUGGUACCAAUGAAACCAAGGUUUCAAUAGAUUUAACGGAUGAGAGUCUAACAGGAAAUAAUUUAGAAGGUGUGGAGAUUUCUAUUCCUGAGAAUGAGUAUAUAGAUUGCUUUGAACGACUCUCUAAAUGUCGUUCUCAUGAAGAGUUUUUCUAUAUGAUGAACCGUUUAUGGUGUUUAACGGUUGCAGCAGAAGCGGAAUUACGACAACGAUUCACCAGUGUAAACUUUGAUUCUGCAUUUAAACGUUUCCUGCAAACAAUGCCUUUAAACCAACAAGAUCAAAUGCUGUUUACAUCUGUACUUUUAUGGCUCUCACAUGUUAUAUCCGAUCACUAUCUCAGUGAUAACACCCGUGAUCACAUUCUUAAUAUCACCGGAAACGCCCUUAUUACUUUACUACGAGAUAGCAUUAUGAAUCCUACUCCUAUUUCUAACACUAGUAAUGAUGCGAAUAGUAAUAAUAAUAAUAAUAAUAAUAAUAAUAAUAGUAGUAGUAGUAGUAUUAUGAGUAAUAGUACGAUCGGACUUCGACUCGUUGGACUUUCUUUCCUUCUUGUGGGUGUUGGACAGUGGCCCCCGCCUGCUGGUCUUCUCGCUCUUCUCACUGGUCUCAUCAACACACAACACACCGUACGCACCGCCCAACUGAAUGCCCCAAACACACCAGACGGCGGUCUUCCAGAUGAAGUGUAUCUCGCAGCCGCAGCAGAGGCCACUCGCAGUGAACACAUCACUGUUGCCACACUCGCCUGUAAACUACUCGCCGCGGUAGUGGGGAAUCACUAUAAAGUAUUGUGUACAACCCUCACUACAGAGACAUGUGAUAUGCUUCAGAAUAUUAUUCCAUUACUAUUGAAGAUUAGUAUAAAUAAUCCAACUCUGGCAUCAGCAGUGGAAAAUAUAUCUGGAUCGGCUUUACAUUAUUUACCUAGCUGUUAUCGUUCUUCUCGUUAUACCUCAUUAGGAGAGUGUAGUAUGGUGGCAUUAGAUGCUUGUUUUUGGUUAAUGGAUAUUGGAAAAUUUGAUACUUUAAAAUUAAAAGAUAUUAUCUCUCAUUUACCUGCUCUUUCACGAGCUACACGAAACAGUAUUCAUCCACCUUUACGAGCAUCCGUAGAUCGUUGUCUCGCACGUCUCUGUAGAUCUACUGAAGAUCUUUUAACAGUUCUUCAUGAGAUGCCAUCUGUAUUUAAUGCGGCUAUUACCAGUAUAUUAGAGUAUAGCUCUAUUGCUCCACAAUGGGAAACAGCAGCUGCAGCAGAAUGGUUAGAUCAUGUUAUUGAAAUAGCUAAAAAUGAUAUUCAAGUGGAACAGAGUUUUGAUUUUUCCAGAACUGCACUUCCUAUUAAAUUAUUAGAAUUAGCUUCUUCAAAUGGUAUUACAUAUGCUACAGCUGCAAUGCUUUCCUUAACAGUUGCUUUAUUUCAUCAGGAAAAACGUUUUGCCGAUUAUCAUCAUAAUCAUCAAGAGACUUCAACUAGUGUUAUUAUCCCAUAUGGUAGACGAUCACUUGAUUGUUGGUUUAAACUCAUUCAAGUUGCAACCCAAUCAAGUGAGAAAUUAGCACAUGUAUGUGAAAAGUCUAUGUUUUCUACUUCUAGUUCUAAAGAUGCCCUUUCACGUUUGAUUAGCAGUAUUGAAGGAAUAUCUGUGCAGUUUUCUUUUGUAUGUUCACUCGCCCGUGGACUUUUAUUACUUAUUACUUCAUAUCCAGAGUAUAGAGAUCAUUUUGCACAUCAUAUGAUGUAUGGAUUAUUUCUCAGUGCCUUUUCUCUCCCAUCACCAGACGAUAUCUUUGAAAUGUUAUUCAUUCGAUUCGGUGUAAAGGUGGAACAGCAUGAUUUAUUAGAACGUUCAUAUGAAAAUAUGCUGCAGUGGAUGAUUGAACUUGCUUCCCAGUGGUUUAAUGUUACUACUACUACUACUACCACUACUAUUAAUACUAAUACUAGGAAUAUAAAGAAUGAAGAGAAGGAUAAACAAUCUUUUCCUACUCUUCCCUCUGUCUUUUAUGAUCAUCUUUGUAAAAUAAUGAAAAAUGAUCGUAUUUCACAAGGGACUCGUGUAUCUAUCUCUACACUUGUAUCUAUUAUUAUGAUGAUACCAUCUAAUUCACUACGUGAGGUAUUAUCAACAUCUAGUGGAGAUCUUUUCUCUGCAUCAUUGAGUCUAAAGUCUAUCUCUUGUGUAAGUGGAAUGCAAUGUCGUCUGGUAUUACUCUUUAAAUCUGCAAAUGAAAAGGCACACACACUUGGAUGGUUUGAAGCUAAAGUGAUGGAACUUGAGGGAUAUAUAAAAACACUUAAGAGAAAUAAUGACAUUAUGGAAACUCAAGAAAUGGAUCUUCUCUUAAUGUCUCUUUCCUUUGUCUGUAGCGUUAUUGCCUCUCCCCAUUCUCCCACCCUAUCGCAAGAGAUUCUUCACUCCUUCAGUGCCUCACUGCGAACGGCUUUGGGAAAUGAGAAAACACAACGGGCCGCCUUUCAAGCAGCCGCGGCACUUGCAAAGAGUGAAGAGGGACGCCGUUGUUUAUUACAUGAAGUCACUACUUCAGGAGAGCCACUGGCACGAAGUUGUUUUGGUCGUAUUUUAGGCAUUACGGUUGGAGUUAUGCAGGGCGGUGAACAUCAUCAUUACUAUCCACAAUCACCACCACCAUCAUCAUCAUCAUCAGCUACACAACUACAAUCAUCAUCAUCAUCAUCAUUACUAUUACUACUACAAACAUCACCAUCUCAACAACAAAUACAAAAAGAAACCAAUAACUGUAUGAAACGUUCUCCUGUGAGUGAACGGGAUUCCUCUAGGGCGGCGAUAACGAUGUUUGGAUUUGAUAUUUGUGCGACUACGUGUGGUAAAGGUGGUGAGGUAUUUACACAUAAUGUGAUGAAACUGAAAGGUGUGGAACAUAUAGAGGCACUCUUGUUGAGAUUUGAACGUCAACGUACAUCUGCGCCUUUAGGGCUUUAUCGAUUUCUCGCCGCGAUUUCAUUUCAUGCGGAAGCACAAGUUGCUAUUAUACGACAAACGGAACUUAUCACUAUAGUGAUUGAGGCGGCAACAAGUGCAACGCGGCAUGGCACUUUAGCCCUCUUAACACUUCGCAAUCUCUGUUUUAAUCCCUCACUCAAAACUCAAGUCUGUCAAGAUCAACGUAUUCUUCUCACACUGAAGGCGGCUUUAUUGGCACAACCCACUUUACAACCCGUAUUGUGUGAUAAUAACACACCGGAAACCCGAGAGAAGAUGAAAACGAUGUUAUUAAACAUGAGAAGUGAACAAGUUGUAAGGAAGUUUGCAGAACAGGCAGCAGCAUCUCGACAAGUAAAGAAGAAUGAUCAUGAAAAUGGUGGGAUGAUAAAUGCUCAUACAAGUCUCCCUACGGGUUCUUUUGAUACGGCAGAGAUAUUACGUCGACAGGAAUUGGCCGUAACGGCAUUUUGGUCUCUUAUGUAUGAUAAUCAACGGAGUAAAUCAUAUGUACGUGGUUUCUUAAACCAGGAUCCUGUUGUGAAUAUAAACAAACUCGUGAUGCCAUCCAAUUCACUCACGACUGUAUCUCCUGACCUGCAAAAGUAUCCAGAGAAGAUGACAGAGGCUAUUGGAAAUAUUAAACUACUUGGGAAAGGGGCUAUUUAG
This is a messenger RNA of Trypanosoma theileri, 4512 nucleotides long. RefSeq lists its product as uncharacterized. NCBI's taxonomy places the organism in Eukaryota, Euglenozoa, Kinetoplastea, Trypanosomatida, Trypanosomatidae. The record is from RefSeq and is a predicted model, not a curated record. Bases 1 to 4512 code for a protein of 1503 amino acids. The transcript has a single exon.